CCUUCACCAUCCCCUGACAAUAGGUUUUGUAGACAAAGUUACAACCAAGAACAACAUCUAUCUUUGUUUGAAUAUGAUGCAGCAUACGCCUGCACCGACGUCACCUCCAGGUUCACCAAAGCCGACUCACGAUGAAGAAACUACAGUCUACCCACCUCCACCGCAAAACAAUGGCAGUGCCCCCUUUUCAGUACUAGUCGGGCUAUUUGAGAAAUUAUCGACAGAAAGAAAGCCCGAACGCAGACGCCGACUUUUGGAUGUCUGGUUCAACCAUUGGAGAGAAGACAUUGGGCAUGAUCUUUAUCCCGUUCUCCGUCUGAUCCUUCCACAGAAAGACCGCGAACGUGCUGUGUAUGGCCUGAAGGAGAAGAACCUCGCCAAGACCUACAUCAAACUUAUCCCACUCGGUAUAAGAGACCCAGAUGCGAUCCGCCUGCUUAACUGGAAGAAGCCGACAGAAAAAGAUAAAAGCUCUGGCGACUUCCCCACAGUUUUGUACGAGGUUGUGAGUAAGCGAUCCUCCGUUGUCGAAGGAAGCCUGUCAGUCCAUGACUUGAACGAAAUCCUGGACGACUUGUCUAAGAUCAUGGGCAAGCAGGACAUUCAGUCCAGAAUUCUUCAACGUAUUUAUAAUCGUGCUACGGCUGAGGAACAGCGAUGGAUUGUGCGCAUAAUUUUGAAAGACAUGGUCAUUUCUGUGAAGGAAACUACUGUCUUUGGCGUGUUCCAUCCGGAUGCCCAAGAUCUGUUCAACAUAUGUUCGGACCUGAAGAAAGUUGCUUGGGAACUAUGGGAUCCUUCGCGGAGGUUGAAUGCCGAGGAUAAAACCAUUCAAUUGUUCCGUGCGUUUGCACCGAUGCUGUGCAAGAGACCAACCCAUAAGAUCGAGGAUUCUGUGAAGGAAAUGCAAGGAUGUAAAUUCAUUAUCGAAGAGAAACUUGAUGGCGAGCGCAUGCAGCUGCACAAGCGUGGAAAUGAAUAUUUCUACUGUUCGAGGAAAGGGAAAGAUUACACUUACCUGUACGGACAACAUGUCGGACAGGGUAGUUUGACGCCUUUUAUCGACUCUGCGUUCGAUGAGCGGAUCGAUGAUAUCAUUCUCGAUGGAGAAAUGCUAGUCUGGGACCCCGUUUCUGAACGUAACUUGCCAUUCGGUACCUUGAAGACUGCUGCACUUGACAAAUCAAAGAAGGAGCACAAUCCCCGACCAUGCUUUAAGGUCUUUGACCUCCUCUAUCUCAAUGGCAUGUCCCUCCACCAGAAGUCGCUCAAGUUCCGUAAACGCAACCUGCGCGCCUGCAUCCAGGAGAUUCCAGGCCGCAUUGAAUUCAACGUAGAGUUCGAAGGCAAGACUGCUAAAGAUGUUCGGCAGAAGAUGGACGAAGUCAUGGCGUCAAGAGGGGAGGGCCUCGUGAUCAAACAUCCUGAUUCUGAGUACAUGUUAAACGGAAGAAACAAGGAUUGGAUAAAGGUCAAGCCGGAAUAUAUGGACAACAUGGGCGAGACCGUGGACGUGUUAGUAGUCGCCGGAAAUUACGGCACUGGGAAGCGUUCAGGAGGUGUUUCGACACUCAUCUGCGCAGUCCUCGAUGAUCGGCGUCCAGAAGGUGACGAAGAACCGAAAUACAGCACCUUCGUCAGAGUAGGAACGGGCUUGUCAUUUGCAGACUAUGUCUGGCUCCGACAGAAGCCUUGGAAAGUUUGGGAUCCGAAACAUCCCCCAGAAUUUCUCGAAACUGCGAAGCGGACAUACGAAGACAAAGGCGACUUGUAUCUGGAACCUGAGGAUUCGUUCAUACUGAAAGUUAAGGCAGCUGAGAUCACAACUUCAGAUCAAUAUCAUUUGGGCGUUACAAUGAGAUUUCCUCGAGCUUUGUCAAUCCGUGAUGACCUGUCCAUUGCAGAUUGCAUAACUGCAUCAGCUAUCCUGGAGAGCAUGCGCUCUGAGCGCAAAAGAAAGAUGGAAAGUGAUGCUGGUAGCAUGUCCAAGAAGAAGCGAAAGACAACAGCAAAGAAGGCAACCGUCCUGCCACAAUACCAGGGACCCAAUCUACGUGCGGUCGAGAUUGUGUCAGAUCUAUUUGAGGAUAUGAAAUUCAUGGUGUCGUCGGACCCAAAAUCACAAACAGGCAACCAAGACCGUCAGGAAUUGAUGAAAUCGAUCCGUGCCAAUGGGGGUACCUGCGUGCAGGUUGUUACAUCCCAACAGCCUAUUACAGUCAUUUAUGGAGGGACGACUACGCCCUACGACAUCAAGUUGCUGAUUGACAAAGGCAUCGUUGACAUCAUCAGGCCCCAGUGGAUCACGGAUUGUGUACUCCGGAGGGAGCUUGUUCCUCUCCAAAAGAAGUACUUCUUUCACGCAACCCCAGAACGCCAAGAAUCCGACGAUUAUCAUCAGAUGGACGUUGACGAGGACCAGGUAAUGACCGACAGAACUGUAGAGGAAGACGCUAGCUUGAAGGUCCCGACCACUCCAGAAAGCAUCGAGCCGAAAAUCGAAGAUGCCGAGGAGCUCGCGGACUGGUUCAAGAUCGAUACCAAGCCUGCCGUACCAGAAGACAGCGAAACGGAGGCUGAAUCUGAUGCUGAUUCGAACAAUGAAGAAGAAGAUGCUGACGAAGAGUGGUUCCAAGUGCCAGAAGUGCUCCGCAGUUCCACUGUUGAGCCCCUUGAUGAUGAUUCAAGUACUACGCUUCAUUCACAAUCAGAGGACGUGACAAUGGGGGAGAACGACCAAGCGAGGGAAUACGACACAACCGCAAUAUUCAGACAUCUGUGGGUCUCAUGUCUCUCAGGCUGUCUGCCAGCUCUCACCAUCGGUGGUAGUUGCUUUUACCUUGACACGCCUGAUAAUGCACGGAAAAACGGCAUGUCAGUGAAAACCAAGUUCGAAGAGGAAAUCUCCACAGCGUUCGACCAGAUUUCAAGAAGCAUUCAGGAGAAUGGUGGAAAGAUAGUUGCACUUGACGAUCCAAAGCUCACGCAUGUUGUCUUGGAUAAGCGAGACGACUCGCGUCGACUGACCCUCAUACAGCGUACUUCGAGACCUAAGCGACGUCGAUUAGUGAUAUCCGAUUACGUGACCGCUUGUGUAGAAGAAGAGUCGUUGCUUGAUGAGGAAGAUUUUGCUCCGUAGUGUUUAUGACUUCUAUCCGUAUUUCCUUGUUUCGUAUUCAAUGCCUGUUUCCUCAGUUUGUGCAGUGUUGCGACCAGAAUUAUGUGCCGAUGCAUGUGGAACUGGCUGAGGAACCAGGUGAGUGGCGCACAGCGAUAAAAGUGUGCGCAGCCACUUGUUCAAACGUGCUGCAUGAUAUUUUGUGUCCAAAAAUUAUACUUGAGAUCUAUGGACGACAGUUUGCACAUGCUUAGUCCCUA
Molecule: messenger RNA, 3378 nt
Organism: Suillus paluster
Lineage: Eukaryota; Fungi; Basidiomycota; Agaricomycetes; Boletales; Suillaceae
Product: ATP dependent DNA ligase domain-containing protein
Exons: 28
Coding region: 74-3139 (1021 amino acids)
Biological process (GO): nucleotide-excision repair, DNA gap filling; DNA biosynthetic process; double-strand break repair via nonhomologous end joining
Cellular component (GO): DNA ligase IV complex
Molecular function (GO): DNA ligase (ATP) activity; DNA binding; ATP binding
Source: RefSeq, a predicted model, not a curated record